AUGCGCUCUUCCAAGUUAGACUGGAACUUCAGCGAUGAAUUCUUCAAAUUCACACGUGGUCGGCUUGCAAAAGUGGCAGCAGACUCGAUUGGCGCUGCUCAAUGCAUUUCCAUCAGAAAGUACCCUGACGGCAUGUUUAACAAAACAUUCAUCAUGACCAUGGAAGAUGAUCAAGAAGUCGUAGCCAAGGUGCCUAACCCUAAUGCUGGCGUUCCGCACUUUACCACAGCCAUAUCGACGCCGGAUCUUGCUAAUGCAACUGGCCGCCAAAAGGUUCGGAGUCUGCUAUUGGCCCGGUCACUGGUAGAGACUGGUUUAAUGCCGGCCGAACAAAUUUGGAUAUUGACAGGGGCCCAUAAGCUUAUUGCCUUAUCAUCCUACCAAAAGACCGGCAAUUUCCUUGCCCCAAAGGACACCCUCGUCACCAACCAAUACCCAUGCCUCUGGCAUAAUAACUUGCAUGACGACAACAUCUUUACAGAUCUAUACAACCCCGAAAGGAUUACGGGUAUUAUAGACAGGCAGUCUUGCCACAUCUCACCCCUCUUCAACCACAAUCCCGAUCCAGCUUUUCUCGGCUUGGAUAGCCUUGACCCUGAGACGCUUGAUCUAACGCCAAGGCUGAUACUGGCUGGGCUUUCCCCCGAAGAACAGUCUGAUGCUAUGCGCGAGUAUAGUAUUCGAAACGUGUUCAUUGAAAGGCGAAAGCUUAUGCAAGCCAAAAGUCCAGACUUAUAUGGGGCAGUCGAAGUUCGAAAGACGGCAGCAUACGGAUUAAUAUUUCUUUCACACAGCAUGUUUAAAUACGGCGAAGCGCACUUCCUCUCACUUCUAGUCGAUCUGGAAGACACAUGGGCGGAUUUACCUGGCGUCACUGGCGAGAUUCCAGACCCGUUUGACUUUGCCGAAACAGAUCUUGAGCGCAUCAAGGCUAGAUAUCGAUUACACGGUAGCAGGAACUGA
Penicillium expansum is the source of this 963-nucleotide messenger RNA. Its product is annotated as Aminoglycoside phosphotransferase. The transcript is spliced from 5 exons. Gene Ontology annotation, cellular component: mitochondrion. NCBI's taxonomy places the organism in Eukaryota, Fungi, Ascomycota, Eurotiomycetes, Eurotiales, Aspergillaceae. The coding region runs from base 1 to 963 and encodes 320 amino acids. The record is from RefSeq and is a predicted model, not a curated record.